This is a messenger RNA of Canis lupus familiaris (dog), 366 nucleotides long. It is a transcript of the gene H2BW3, whose product is annotated as H2B.W histone 3. Gene Ontology annotation, biological process: nucleosome assembly. Gene Ontology annotation, molecular function: structural constituent of chromatin; protein heterodimerization activity; DNA binding. The record is from RefSeq and is a predicted model, not a curated record. The coding region runs from base 64 to 366 and encodes 100 amino acids. Gene Ontology annotation, cellular component: nucleosome. The transcript has a single exon. NCBI's taxonomy places the organism in Eukaryota, Metazoa, Chordata, Mammalia, Carnivora, Canidae.
GAGACCUCUUCCGAGGAAAGCCUGGGCACGGUCGUGCUGGCGGCAGGAGAAGCCGAAGCACCAAUGCCACCGCUGCCGCCGCUGCUGCUCAGUUUCAACAUCUACUUCCCCAGGGUUCUGAAGCAGGUUCUCCAGGGCCUGAGCCUCUCGCAGAAGGCCCUGAGCAUCAUAGGUUCAGUUGUUAAGGACAUCUUUGAGCGCAUCGCUGAUGAGGCCUCUCGCCUGGCCGGCUCCACCAAGUGCUCCACCAUCACCUCCAGGGAGAUCCAGACCGCCGUGCGGCUGCUGCUGCUGCCCAAGGAGAUUGGCAAGCAUGCUGUGUCUGAGGCCUCCAAGGCUAUCAUGAGGUACACCUUUAGCAAGUGA